Molecule: messenger RNA, 2731 nt
Organism: Linum trigynum
Lineage: Eukaryota; Viridiplantae; Streptophyta; Magnoliopsida; Malpighiales; Linaceae
Source: the annotation of a GenBank genome assembly
CUGUAGGAAAUGAUUUAAUUCAGGGCUGAAGUGCCACAUAAUUGUUGAUGUUGUAGUCAAGAAGACGUUAUGCGUAAGGUAGUUGUUGUGGUCUCACCUAGCUUGCCUAAAAGUGUGCCUAGGUGUUGGAGGAGAAAUAACUAUUUGUACUAAAUGAUGAAUGAAAUAACAAUUUUAACACUUUCACACUUGAGUACAAAAGACUAAUAACAUAGUUAAAUCAUAGCUCACUCGCUCACAAAAGUUCUCGAACUAUUGAUAUAGAUAUUAGUUUGUAGAUAUUGCUAAUUUCACUUUGGUUAUGUCUAGCUCCAUCUAAUUAUUCCUAGGAGACACCUAGAUGUUGCCUUAGGCAGUCGACGAUUAACCAAUAUAUGAUUUGCUACGGAACUCUUAGCGAGACAUUUUAGUGUUGCUUAGCCUCACCCACACAAUUAGUCUCAGUCCCACACUUCUUGGCCUUCUUGGAUGACAUCUAGAUCGAGCACCAGUGAGGCAGUGACUUCGUAUCCAUGUCGCCUAGACGAGUCUAAGCAUAGGUGAGUUUUUAAACUACACUUUCCAACGGUAGUUGUUCAGCAAACUAGAGCAAUAACACUACAACAAAUUUGGCCUAUUAUGACAAUUUUUUUUUCCUAUUUUUGAGUGGUCAUAAUAGGGUAUGUAAUAUGACACAACGCGAUGUUGUCCUAUUAGUAUUAGGUGUGUCAACGUUGAGUUUUGUCAUUACAGUUUGUCAUAGUAGGUUGGUACUGUGACAAAUAUCUUAUGUCACAAAAAAUGUUGUCAAAAUAGGAGUCUCAAAUCGGGAUGUAAGAGACUCAAAAGUGACAAAGUUAAUCAUCAAAAUAGCGUUCGUCAUAUUAUACCAUCUUGUUGUCAUAAUAGAUAUUAUUAUUCCCACGACGAGCUGGCAAAAUGCAGGUUUGUCAUAAUAUAUUGAUUUUGCUUUUUAUUAUGUAAAAUUAGGUUGUCAUAAUAACUAUUAAUAUACUUUUCGUUUUAGCGGGUGAAAAUUAGAGUUUGGUGGGGGGCUUUUCUUUGGUGGACGACUUUUUCAGUGUUGGGAAAUUUCCUUCUCCUUCCCUUUUUGUUCCUUCAUCCUUCAAGAAACCCUAGCCGCCUUCUAUCCCUCAUUUCCCCCCUCCCCUUUUUGUUCUCUCUCUCGUUCUCUGGUGAACAAAAAGGAAGAAGGAAAUGAAACCUUCUUCUAUUCCAUCUCCUCUUCUGCUCGAUCCUUCUUCUUCCUUAUCUCAGCACUUAUCGCAGCGUUAAAUGGAGAUCGACGACGCAAACAGAGUCUGGGGUUGAGAAUAACGCGGCGCCUUUCCGAGCUACUACGAUGCCUUCUCCUUUGUCUCCUCACAACUUCAUUACCAAAGGGAACACCACCAACACGGCAUCAGCAGCCAUAAUAUCACCGCUGUUGAAGGAUCUACUCCUCACCCUCCCUAUUCGGUCCUUCCUUUGCGAGAGAGCUACUCCCGAUGGGCGCCGCCUCAAGCUCGGUCCCGUUUCCAUGAUCUACUUCCCUUAUAAGUUUCUGAUUCCUCUAUCUCACUCUUCACUGAGCUAGGUUUUCGGAACUUAUUUUCUCGUAGGAUCUGUUGGUAAGUUUGUUGCUCUCUGAGAAUGACUGAAAUUGCUGACUUCUGCAUCAACAACGACCGCUAUAUGUUUCUAAAUUUCGUUUGUUUGGUAUUUAUGGUUUGCAACUGAAAAAGUUGAAAAAUGACUACUCUUUGUCGCGGUGAGCAUGUGAAAUCGUGGGUUAAGUCUCGAGGAAUGAGUUCCUUUCUUCAAGUGGUUCUAUUCUCUCCUCAGGUAAAGCCACGGAGAUGAAUUUCAGUGUCAUCCAUUAGGGAAUUUGGUUGAAGGUCCUUUAGAUGAUUAUGUAUGUUAGAAUCUAGCUUAUUGAAUAUCAUAUAAGUUGCUAUUUCUCAAGGGAAUAAUUUGUCAUUCUGGAACUAGUUGUCGAAUUAAUUUAUGGGUCUUGUUUUGUUUAAGCACGCUGCUCGGUUACAUCCAAACAGAAAGCUAUUGGGGGGAGUGAGAGAAGAUAGUAGCGGCAGAAGAUGAAGGUUAGUUUCCUCUUAAACACAUACACUUUGCUGAUCAAGAUUCUCACUGUCUCUCUCUAUCACUUUUUGCGAUUCCCUGUUGUGUGGGUUAUUCGAAUCCUGAUUCUCCUUCCUUUUACUGGGGUCGUGGGUUUGGCUAUAAUUCACAACUCACUUCCUUUACACAAAUUGACCACCCUUUUAACCAAAACAAGGAAAAGGUUAUUAUGAUUCCUUCCUUGGAAAUAAUUCAUUUGUUUUCAGAGAUCUGCCUCACGUAUGAUCUGAGAAUUAUUGGGGUAGCUAGCAAGCUUUAAAUGAUUGGUUAAUUAUUGUGUUAACUGCAGAAGGUGAUGCUGAAAUUGAAUUUGAAUGACGACAAGGACAAACAAAAGGCACUCAUAACGGUGUCAACUUUAUCAGGUACGCAGUCCUAAUCUCUUACUAAAAUUGAACCAACCCAUUGUUGGAAGAAAAGCCAGUCAAAUGGCGAUAUGAAGACAAGAGAAAAAAAUGAUCAAAUCUGCAAGACUGGAAGAUCAUGCAGAGCAGGAGGAUCGGGAAGGUUUUUAAUUUGGAGAAGAAAGUUUCCACGAUUAUAAUCAAACAGACAUCUCAUUCAAGAGUCAAAAGAGGAAGCUUUUCGAAUUGAAUGAAUUCCCAAUACUUGG